This is a messenger RNA of Dufourea novaeangliae, 2180 nucleotides long. It is a transcript of the gene wdp, whose product is annotated as protein windpipe. Bases 1 to 1968 code for a protein of 655 amino acids. The transcript has a single exon. Gene Ontology annotation, molecular function: protein binding. The record is from RefSeq and is a predicted model, not a curated record. Lineage: Eukaryota; Metazoa; Arthropoda; Insecta; Hymenoptera; Halictidae. Gene Ontology annotation, cellular component: plasma membrane.
AUGCAGACCGCACCGCCCGUGCUGUCGUUGUUCCUGAUCAUCCUGAGCUACUCAGGAUGGACGAACGGGCUGUGCAACCUGGAGAACGGUACCGUAGCCCGCUGUAACGAACUCAAGGAUGUCAAGUACAUCGAGACCUACGAUCUCGACACAUUAAAAGCUCCUGUCCUGGAGUCGGUUCUUCGUCCGGGUUAUUUCACCAAUCUGGCGAGCCUGCGACAUUUGGAUCUCUCAGUGGGCGACCUGAAACACAUCGAGCCAGGAUCUUUCCACGGAUUGACCAACCUCAGAAGUCUAAACCUGGCGGAGAAUCGAAUCGCAAGUUUGGAGUUAUCAGCUGUUCGAGACUUGAAUCAUUUGCAUAGUCUGAAUCUUCGUAAGAAUAAUCUCCAUCAAUUGCCGCCGGUUGUGGCCGACUUAAAGUCCCUCAGACACCUUGACGUUCAAGGUAAUCCGUUGCAAUGCAACUGUGCGACGCUUCUAAUCCGAGAUCUGAUUAUGAAAAGGAACGUGAAGAUCUCGAAGAAAGUUAUCUGCGCGGGGCCAAGCAACAUGAAGGGUACGCCUAUGUUUAAACCGGAUACUACGAUCGUCUGCAAUCUCGAGGAGCAAGAUCGUGAAAUGCAAAAGGAUCAGGCAUACAACGAGUCCGACGAGGAGUAUGGUUCAGGCGACGACAUCGACAAGAAAGUCGACGACGACGAAUUCGUAGAUAUUCCAGAUGCAACUUCGGAACCCGCAAAACCGGUGGAACUCGAGACACCCGCUCCAACAACCGUGUGCUCGCCUGACGAUUGCCUUGUCGACAAUGUUUCGGAAAAUGAUGGAGAUAUCAUUCUGUCGGAGGACGAGGUACCGAAAAAACUGGAAGUAAAGAAGGUAUACAAGGACGCCUUGUUCUCGCCAGACGAAGGGUCCGGGGACGAACUGGAAGGUUCUGGAGAAGGUUCCGGGAAUGUUACGAUUUUCGAUGGUUGGGGAAAGGCUGGCGAUGUGGAUGAGACCACCGACACCGAAGAGGAAUCGCAGUCUCUAGGCGACAAGCUGUUAGAUACGUUAUUCAAUGUGUUAUUGAGCACCACUAAGGCUCCUGAAACGAAAAAGGACUUGAACCUGGAGGAGGAACAGUUCAUUGACGCGUCCGUGACCAAAGAAGCCGACGAGACAACCGCGGUGCCAGAAAAAGCUAAUGUCGACGAAUCAGUGCCAGUCACCGGUAGCACUAUCAAAGUAGACAUAAAUGCAACCACGAUACCUCCUAGCGACGGGGUCGAGUUACUUGACGGUGAACCGCACGAUCACUCGAAGACGGGCAAAGUGAAAACUGACGAAGAGGAUCUCAACGAUAAAUUAGCUGAAGUGUCCCCAGCGAAACAGUCCAAGAAGGGGAUGGGUUCCUACGUUGUGCUUGCGGCUCUGCUAGCAAUCUUGGCGACCCUGAUUGUCUUUGCAGCUUACAAGGGUGACUUCUGCAGAAAGAAGCGAAAACGCGGUGACGUUGAAAAUGGCACCGAUAUGAAAGACAUGCAGAAAGCUCUUCUGGAUACGGGGAACGCAACGCAGCCGAAGGUGGUGACGAACGGGACUAUGGAGAACGUGCCUCUGGUCGAGGAUUCGAUUGAUCACGAGGAGACGAAGAGGUCAGACGUUCAUCGGACCGAGAUGGAAGUGUCCAGACCAUCGAAUGGCACCUUGGAACGCGUGGACCCGGUGAAACCACCCAGACGAACCAACGAGCCGUCCAGUCCCGAUAGGGACUCGUUAAAGAACGAUUCGUCGCCCGCAAGGACGAGUCCCGUGGAUGUUACAGUGAAUAACGGCCCGUCGACAGAUGUCAAUGGUCCCCCGUUAAGCCCAGGUGCUCAGAGAGUGAAGAUCACCCUGCAGGAAAAUCCAGACAGCGUGCCAAGAACGCCUAUACUCAUCACGAGAACGAUGGUCGGCGAGAAUCUAGUCAAGGCGCCGUGAAAUUGAUUUCCGGUGAUGAUGGUCGACGACAGACGACAACAUACGCUGUUCAAUCCACCACCGUAACGAUCGAUUAAGAGGGAGCAAGAGACGAAGAAAAUACGAAUGCGAGAAAAGAAACGGUAACAGACAGGAUGUGGUGGGCGCUCGAUUGUGUGCGUCGAUUUCGAAGGAUUCAUCAGUGAUGAUAGUGCUCCUAGGGCCAUGUAUCA